This is a messenger RNA of Acanthaster planci (crown-of-thorns starfish), 375 nucleotides long. Its product is annotated as acetylcholinesterase-like. The record is from RefSeq and is a predicted model, not a curated record. Gene Ontology annotation, cellular component: plasma membrane. Gene Ontology annotation, biological process: choline metabolic process; acetylcholine catabolic process. NCBI's taxonomy places the organism in Eukaryota, Metazoa, Echinodermata, Asteroidea, Valvatida, Acanthasteridae. Gene Ontology annotation, molecular function: acetylcholinesterase activity.
AUGCUGCGUCUACUUGCUGUUCUGACGGUGGCUGCAGUAGGUCCCCUCAGCGUGGAGUGUGAUGGACCGAGAGUCAGCAUCUCUGGUCUCGGUGCUGUAGUAGGCGAAACUGUUCACUUCCAGCAUCACUCCUACCCUUCCAUAGAUACUUAUAUCGAUGUCUACAGGGGUAUCCCAUAUGUUGAGAAGCCCGAGCGCUUCGGCAAGCCCCAACCUAAGAAACCGUGGUCUGGUGACUUUGACGCUUCUCAAUUCGGGGCGGAUUGCCCUCAGCCAGGUUCAAAAGCCGCUAGCGAAGACUGUCUUUUCAUGAACAUAUGGGUACCUAACCCAAGGCCGAGAUGUUCAUCAUCUUGUAUCGUGAUAGCUGUGUGA